AUGAGUGAGGGGGUUGCUUCUGUUUUGGCGGAAGUCGGUGACUUCCAGAAAGAUAAACUUAAGCAUGUUGAUCCAGCUGUCAAAAAUGUAUUGCCCACUGCUGAUGAUGUUAAGAAUGAGAAAAAAGAAUCUCAACUCAUGCAUGACAUCGAACAGGGAACUCAUCUGAAGAAGGUAAAAACAGUUGAGAAAAAUCCUUUACCAACGAAAGAAGAUAUUGAGAGGGAGAAGAAGGAGCAGAAGUAA
Molecule: messenger RNA, 246 nt
Organism: Hydatigera taeniaeformis
Lineage: Eukaryota; Metazoa; Platyhelminthes; Cestoda; Cyclophyllidea; Taeniidae
Source: the annotation of a GenBank genome assembly